AGAAUAUAAGGUCUCAGGAUACGUGGAAUUUGAAAUGAUAUACAUAUAUGUGGAGUUGGGAGACAUUCAAUCUCUGUGCAGAAUACACACAUAGUCCCAGCAGCUCCUAGUCCUGAAACUUUUCUCAUGUGGUGAAGUAAAAGUUGUCCACUCAAUAAAUAGUUCCUUUUGGGAUGCUUUUAAGUGGACUAUAAAUACUCACUCAUCUUCAUUGCUUAUCCCUCAUGUUUUCUUCUCAUCUUCAAAUACUAUUCUUUUUCUGGCUACCGAAACUCAACUCAAAUUCCUUCUCUCAAACCCUGAUUUUUUUUAUGUUCUUUGGUCUUGAUUUUUUUUAACACAUUCUACACAAAAACCAAUCUUCUUUUGUUCUCGUCUUACUUUUCCACCGUCACUAAAAUAUGUCGUCUGUAGUUUGUCAAAACUUCCAAUCGUGCUUUGAGCCUCGCACCCUAGGUCUCCAAGUGUCCUCAAAUCAACUCGCAUUCUUAUGUGACGUGAGGUCUCCUACAGUGUCAGAAUCCCGUUUUAACACUGAGCAACCUCAGAAGUACUACAAUCACGGCAACAACAACACGUACAAGCAGAAAACUACCAACUCGGAUAGUUGGAGUUCAAUCGAAUCUAUAACCAAAGUUGAUGAAGUAGAUGAAAAGAAAGAAAAGUCGACUUACAUUCAUCCCAUGGUUAAGCGUUCAUCAUCGGCCCUUAGCGGGAAGAGCUUGGAACUAUGCACUGAGACUUUAGGUUGUGAGACAGGUACGAAUGUGGAUGAUGACAAUGUAAGCUUCUCUACUUCUUCAAUGUCAUCAAACUCAGUUGAGAGUUGUAGGAGCCCUGCGAGGAAAACAUCAAAUUCUCAACAGUUUUCAAUGCAUGAGAAGGUAAUAACUAGUCCUCGACGAUCUUUCCCCCCUCCAUUGACUUCAAUCGGCAACAGUAGCGAUUGUAAUGUUCAAUUUAGGCCCCACCGUGAAGGCGGCCGACUAGUUAUCAAAGCCAUCGCUGUUGCAACUUCGCCGACUUGUUUUCAAGCUGAAAGAGUAAAUGGUCGUCUUAGACUUCUCCUAAAGGAACAAAUAUUCAACGAGGACCAAGAACAUGAAGAAGAAGAAGAAGAAGAUGAAAAUGAAAAUGAUGGCGCUAAGGAAAUAGAUGAAGAAGAGAUAAAUAAGGACUCCAUUGUAAACGAGGAGGCAGAUGAGAUUAAGGGAGAUGUGAUAAGUGAAAUGGGAAUUGGAAAUCUGCAUAGGCACAGAAGGUGCAAGGAAAGUGGAAACAAAGCAGAAUUGGCAAAAUGGGAUCAUUUUUGCGUGGCUACAUAAGAAAGACAGUACGUCUAACUAGUUAGCUGGCAUAGUACCACCAUCCAGCCGUGCUGUAUUUUUCUUUUCCACAAGUGAACUCUCAUGACACUCAAAUAACAUGGUUAGUUUGUUAGUUAAGGCAGUUAUUGACUAGUGCAGGCAAAAGUGUGCUAAAAACUGAUUGUUGUUUCAACUUCUUGGUAAUGAAAAAUAAUUGUAAUAUCAACUCAUUUUUACAAAAUCACAAAUAUUUUAUUAUCUCA
Messenger RNA from Papaver somniferum (opium poppy), 1570 nucleotides. Its product is annotated as protein FANTASTIC FOUR 2-like. NCBI's taxonomy places the organism in Eukaryota, Viridiplantae, Streptophyta, Magnoliopsida, Ranunculales, Papaveraceae. The transcript has a single exon. Bases 402 to 1325 code for a protein of 307 amino acids. The record is from RefSeq and is a predicted model, not a curated record.